AUGUCGCUACCCUGGCCAGAUCCCAGCGCUGUCGUGACGCGGAUUGCCAACCUAACUGAGAGGGCAGUCACCGUCAAACAGUUGAGGCAGCUGGCACUGUUUCUGCAGCGGCUGUGCAAGGCCCUCCUCCUCAAGCACAGCACAGAGCACUCCAAAGAUAAUGGGUGCUACGACGAAUACAUCACAUGGUUUGAUAUCAACAUGUACGACAUCACAUCGGAGGUCAUCAAGAAGGUGAUCCCCUAUGUGAAUCCUAAGAUACAGGGAGCGCGGCACUCAAAGAUUGCACAAGAUUGGUGCAGUUGGAGUGAAUUCGUUGCCCAACGGCCCCAGCCAGCGCGGCUGAUGAUCAGCCACUGGUGGGGAGGCAGAUUCAGAGAUUUCAUGCGGGUGAUUCAGGAGCUUUGCGUGGACGAGGCCCUGCCUGGCAGCACGCCCUUAUGGGUCUGCACGUUUGCGAAUAAUCAGUGGGGGGAAGAUUUUGGGGACCGACUCGCCAAUUGCCCCUUCUACCGCACCGUCGCGGCUGCAGAUAUGACCGUCCUAAUUGUGGAUCGGUCAGCUGGAUCGCUUGGCAGAGUCUGGUGCGGCUUGGAACUCUAUUUGACCAUCCAGUCUCAGAAGCGAUUGCUGAUCUACACCCCGUCAGGACUGGUUGGCCACUCCUCCGGGCGAGCCUCUUCGGGACCGCUAAUCGAAGCUAUCAAGGCUUGGGAUAUUCGUCAAACCAAUGCUUCGGAGGAUGCGUACCGCCGCCAGAUCUUGAAUUACAUCGCUGACGUGGAUGAGUUUCAAGGCCUCCAGGUGGCGACAGAUGGACGCUUGGUGCGUGAUCAUGGUGAGGACCUGAACAUGAUGGUCCGCGUGGAGGUAUAUGCUACUGUUGGGAGAAGUCACAUUCUGCGUGGCUGCCGGGUUCCACGGAAGGAGCACCGAGGUGUGAAGCUGGGACAGUGGCGGGCAUUUACGCGCCAAGCUGAGGCUUCCUGGUAUCAGCGCUUCGGCUCAGAAACGCACCAGGCAGACGUCGCUCCAUCUGUGAGUUUCGGAGACGCUGACGUCCGGAUGAUCUACAGCUCGUUCGUUCAGCCGCGCAUCAGUGCGGCAAAGCGUUCCUACAUGGAGGUCGUUUCAGAUGGCCCACAGCUGCCAAAGUACUAUGUCAGUCUGUCGUGGGGCACUCGAAUCGCUGACGCCGCAGCUGCGAUUGACUGGUGGGCAGAAGCUCUGCACUUGCCUGACUCGGCGGUGCUUUUCGUGGACUUCUUGUCCGCUGGGCCAGAGAAGUCCGAGGGAGCCUGUGACACAGAACCCACGGAGCACAUCAAGGGAGUUGCUUUCCCGGCUGCCGAUGAGCUCCUGGAGUGCCAGGCGAUGUUGGGAGUCCUCGACCAUGAUGCUCCCGAGAUGACAAGCGCGUGGCGGUUUCUGGAGUUCGAGUUUGCGUCGCGGAACGGCUUAGAUAUCUACCUGGCCUGCGCAACAGGGGCGCUGGCAUGCAGCUGCCCAUUCGCUGACGGCAGUUGGGUUUUCGGCAGGUUCGAUGCUGACAUUGGACGCAGCAUGCAGCAUGUUUCGAGCCGCAACUGCAGAGCUGAAGCCCGCGAGCUCCGAGCCAUCAAGGACUACUUCGAAUCAAGGGGCCAUGGCCAAGCAAUCUACGAUCAAAUUGAUCGACGGUUCCAGCGCUGGGGAGCAGGCCCGGUGCUGCGUGAAGCGGCGGAGUGCGAUGACGAAGAGGAGGUCAAAGCCAUUUGCAUGAACCCGUCCCUCGUGAUCAAUGGCUGCAGCUUGCAAGGUGCCCACAGCGAAACAGCUCUGCACAUUGCAGCUGCGGCGGGUUCUAUGGAAGCCAUGCGAGCACUCCUGAGGCUGCAUGCAGACCCCAAUGCACAAGACCAGCUGGGGGAGACCCCACUGCACUACGCAGCCCUCGCCGGCCAAAGUGCCGCCGCAGCUCUGCUCCUCGAGGCCAAGGCCAAUAUCCUCUGCGAAAACUCGCUCGCCCAGGAUCCAUUGUUCGUGGCCCAGCAGAACCCAGCUGGCUUUCUCGGCAUUUCCAUGAGCAGCUUUGCCGGUUUUCCACUCCAACUUGCUGCAAAACACAUCUCAGCACACAUCAGUUUCAUGUUCUUACUCUAUGCGAGUGACAGCCGGUUGGCCUCCCAGAGCUGA
This is a messenger RNA of Symbiodinium natans, 2175 nucleotides long. The record is from the annotation of a GenBank genome assembly. Lineage: Eukaryota; Dinophyceae; Suessiales; Symbiodiniaceae.